AUGGCACCAAAACGUCGAGAAGGGCAAGCUGGCGCGGCACCGUCCACUCCCAGCGCAGGCACUGUGAAGCCAACACCAGCUCCUUCGACAGUGCCCAAGCCAACACCAUCGAAAUCCGCAAAUGCCUCCGUGACGGAUAUUGCGCUGAAUAUAUGGCAAAAUUACACUACAAAGACGCCACAGAGGACCUUGCUUCUAGAUACCUUCAUGGCCUUUUUAGUUCUUGUCGGUGGAAUCCAAUUUAUAUACUGUGUUUUGGCAGGCAACUAUCCAUUUAAUGCAUUCCUGAGCGGGUUCUCUGCCGCUGUUGGCCAAUUUGUUCUCACAGCAAGUUUAAGGAUGCAAACAAGCGAUGUAGGGAAGAGCACUGUGGCUAUAACACCUGGCAGUUCUAGCGGAGCAGAUACGCCGAUUCAAGACCGGGGAGAGGGCUCUAGCGAGAGGGCAUUCGCGGAUUACAUAUUUGGAAGCAUUAUUUUGCAUUUUUUCUGCAUUAAUUUCAUCAAUUGA
Microsporum canis CBS 113480 is the source of this 510-nucleotide messenger RNA. Its product is annotated as OST2p. NCBI's taxonomy places the organism in Eukaryota, Fungi, Ascomycota, Eurotiomycetes, Onygenales, Arthrodermataceae. The record is from RefSeq and is a predicted model, not a curated record. Bases 1 to 510 code for a protein of 169 amino acids. Gene Ontology annotation, biological process: protein N-linked glycosylation. Gene Ontology annotation, cellular component: oligosaccharyltransferase complex; membrane. The transcript has 3 exons.